AUGGACACUGAACGAGAGCAGAAUGGAAGCGUCCCCGUGGACGAUCAGUUUUCCCUGGUAGAGAGAACGGUCCCGGUCGCUCACGAGGCUUCUGAAGGCGCUCCAGCCACCGAGAAACAAGAUACUACAGGAAUGAGCGAGGAAGACGCUUUGAGAAAUCUGACCGGCACCGUCCGGGACCAAGAUGAACUGGAACGAGACAUCACACUGCAAGCCAACGCAGCUCUGAUGGAAGCAGAGGACAAAAAGGACCAAAAUAGAAUCGAAAAGCUCGAUGGCACGAAAAGGCGACUGCAGAUGCAGCUUGAUAAGGAGAAGAAUAAGCUCCAGAAGGUUCUUGGCAACCCGUACCAGUCUCGCAAUGUGCAGAAAGAAAUUGCGAGGAUAGACGAAGAGAUUCGCCAGGUGACGAACGACAUUGCUGACUUCCAGUCUCGCAUCGACAAGCGCCAUCAGAUAGAUCAAUUGGAAGCCUCCAGCAUUCCCAAAUCCGGCAAGUUGCCCGGGGAGAGCCAUCGCGAGUAUCUGAUCCGAACUGGAAAAAUCACACCCUUUGCCAAAAUUGGCGGUCCGAGACCGCAGGGCCUAGAAGGGCAGCUAGCAAAUGCGAUCUUGGACGCCGAGGAAGAGGCUGCUGCCGAGCAGUUCAACAAGGAUGUCGACGGCCCGACGUCGCAUCAGUUGUUGCGACGCCCAGGCUUUGUCGAGGACACAGCGGUUGCUGGACAGCAGCAGGUCUCGCCCCUUGCAGCCGGAAACGAGUCUUCUCCUCCUAGACCUCGGAAGAAGCAGCGUGUCGAGACGGUGCGCAGUCCUUCGUCGGAUUUUGAGCCGGAAAGCUCGUCCGGAUCGGAGUCCCCUGACGUCGCCAUCUGGCAGCAGGGCACGGAGGAUGACCUGGCUCGAGACGCGCGUCGGAAGGAGAAGGCCAAGGAAAAGGGCCAGCAGCAGGAGGUUAUUGAUCUUAGCAAAAUCGAUGACGGCAGCGAGGUCCACUACAGGAGGCGAUUGGAGGACUGGGUCACUCGGCGAAGUCGUGCCAGACGUGCUCGUCGACAACAAGAGGCAUCCGGUGAUGCUGUUGCGGAUAGCGAUGGAGAAGAUGAAUGGCUCCAACCCGCACCCGACAAUGCGGACCAUCACUUCGAUGACGAUUUGAAACUUCCGGGCGACAUACACCCCUCUUUGUUUGGAUACCAAAAGACUGGCGUCCAAUGGCUCGCUGAGCUAUACAAGCAGGGCGUUGGCGGAAUCAUUGGCGACGAGAUGGGGCUGGGGAAGACUGUGCAGUUGAUCGCCUUCAUCGCCGCCCUUCAUUAUAGCAAGAAGCUGAACCGACCCGUCAUUGUUGUCGCUCCCGCCACCUUGCUGCGCCAAUGGGUGAGCGAGUUUCAUCGUUGGUGGCCUCCGCUUCGCGUCUCGAUCUUGCACUCGUCGGGAAGCGGCAUGAUGAACCCCAGGCUGGAAGAUGACUACGAUGUGGAGCACUAUCGUCCCAUUGCGAACAAGUCACAGAGUGCUGCGAGGCGGAUUGUCAAAAAGGUGGUCGAAAAAGGCCAUGUCCUUGUGACGACCUACACAGGCUUGCAGACCUAUGCGAAUGAGCUGCUCCCGGUGGAAUGGGAGUACGCCGUGCUUGACGAGGGGCACAAGAUUCGGAAUCCCAACGCUGAGAUCACUAACAAUCUGACGGAGCUUUGGUCGCUCUUCGACUUCAUCUACCCGAUGCGUCUCGGGACGUUGGUGAAUUUCCGAACCCAGUUCGAGAUCCCAAUCCGUCAAGGUGGCUACGCCAACGCAUCCAACCUCCAAGUCAUGACGGCCGAGAAAUGCGCCGAAGCGUUGAAGGAAACCAUCGGCGAGUACCUGCUUCAGCGUUUAAAGGUCGAUGUUGCUGCGGAUCUUCCCGAGAAGACGGAGCAGGUGCUGUUUUGCAAGUUGACCGAUGGCCAACGCGAGGCAUACGAGGCUUUUCUCCACUCGGACGAAGUUUCUGCCAUCUUGAACCGCAAACGCCAAUCCCUGUACGGCAUUGAUGUUCUGCGUAAGAUUUGCAACCACCCAGAUCUUCUGGACAAGAACCUGAAGAACAAACCUGGCUACGACUAUGGUCGCCCGAAGCUCUCUGCCAAGAUGCAGCUGACCAAGGACCUGCUGCGAAAAGUCAUGAUCCCGAAUGGUCAUAAGACACUUCUAUUUUCCCAGGGCAAGCUUAUGCUUAACAUUAUCGAGAAAUGCAUGAGGGAAUGCGGCAUCUCGUUUAACACCGACCCCCAGAUCCAUGUAUUUCUCAUGACGACGCGAACGGGUGGAUUGGGUACCAAUCUCACCGGUGCCGAUCGUAUAAUCAUAUUUGACCCGGAUUGGAACCCAUCUACCGACCUGCAGGCCCGAGAACGCGCCUGGAGAUUAGGGCAGAACAAACCUGUCAAGAUCUACCGUCUCAUGACGGAAGGGACCAUUGAGGAGAAGAUUUAUCAUCGGCAGAUUUUCAAGCAGUUCAUGACGAAUAAAGUCUUGAAGGACCCAAAACAGCGGAGCUCAUAUGACCUGUCGGAUCUAUAUGACCUGUUCAGUUACAACCCAGGGGAUGACCCAGCUCUACAGCGAAGUGAAGUGUUCAAGGGCGCCGAGGUUGACUUGGCCAGCACAAGAAAUAUGAAGAAAGCCGCGGUGGCUGCUAGAAAAAGACGUCAUGAUGACGUUGAACAAGGCGAGCUGCAGGGCAUGAAUAUGCUUGCUGGUAUGGAAGAGUUCACGGAGGAAAAGUCGGUUCAUGACGAGAAGCGCAUGCUGGAGGGAAUAUUCGCGCGUUCAGUCAACAGCGCAUACGACCACGAGCAGAUUGUGAAUGGUCCACAAAAGGCGAAGGCGGAUAUUGGCGUUCUGCGCCAGGAGGCAAACCAAGUGGCUCGCCAAGCAGCUGCUCAUCUUCGCCUUGCAGCUCAGGAGGCUCGUCGUGUUCCCAUCGGAACCGUGACAUGGACUGGGGAAGUCGGCACUGGAGGCCGCCCGGGUGCCAACCGUCGCCGGGCUGGACCAAGCUCUGCCGGCAUCAUGAGAAACCUGGCUGAUAGACAGGGCCUCAACGGUGAUGCCAGCGAGAGCAGCUCGCGAUCUAGGACUCCAGGCACGGACAGGAACCUCAAGGCCAAGGACUUCAUGAUCAUGAUCAAAACGUUCAUCAACCGACAUAACGGACGCGUUCCCAGUAAGAUGCUCGUCGACCAUUUCAAUACGUACUGUCCAGGGAAGAAGCAGAGCGACGAGUUCAAGCUGGCACUAGACAGAGUUGCCAUCUUGAACAAGGCUGGUGGUGCGGGCAGGGGCCUUCUUUGGGCGAAUUUAACAUCUAUCUAG
This is a messenger RNA of Drechmeria coniospora, 3360 nucleotides long. RefSeq lists its product as uncharacterized. Gene Ontology annotation, biological process: transcription-coupled nucleotide-excision repair. Bases 1 to 3360 code for a protein of 1119 amino acids. The transcript has 4 exons. NCBI's taxonomy places the organism in Eukaryota, Fungi, Ascomycota, Sordariomycetes, Hypocreales, Ophiocordycipitaceae. Gene Ontology annotation, cellular component: nucleus. Gene Ontology annotation, molecular function: ATP binding; ATP-dependent chromatin remodeler activity. The record is from RefSeq and is a predicted model, not a curated record.